AGAUUUAACACAGAGCAGAGCAGAGCCGGCCGCCACAGUCGUGCCCUGGAUUGUAACAGAGAAAGAGAAGCAGCUCUCCUGCGGCCCGUAAGCCCACCACUAUGGACGUCAAGCUGCUGGCACUCACGGCUCUGCUGGCCGUGGCCACACAAGCACCAGCCUCCAACGCUAAGCCCAUCAGUCUGGUCGAGCGCUGCUGGUGUCGCUCCACCCUCAACACGGUUCCUCAGCGCUCCAUCAAGGAGCUCAAGUUUCUCCACACACCCAACUGCCCCUUCCAAGUCAUUGCAAAGCUGAAGAGCAACAGGGAGGUUUGCAUCAACCCGGAAACCAAGUGGCUGCAGCAGUACUUGAAGAACGCCAUUAACAAAGUGAAGAAGUCCAGAAGACGCAAUACCAAGAAAAACUAAACCACAGGAGAAGGCCCCUAUGUCAUUGAGCCUGAUGCUCCCAGGUCAAACCUCUAUACCUCCCUGUCACUGCUAUGGAUGUAUGCAAACACGCUGUAUGUACCCGUCCACAUUUCUGGACCUGCUUGCAGAACCAGCACUUCACCGCCAAAACCGUGCUGUUCCGAGCACCAUACCGAUCCCUGGAUGUCCGAGCAGUCGCCUCCUACUAUCCACGUCAGUGCCAAAGUGCAAUUACACCUUGGAAUGCUGGGACGCAUGUUGAUGUCAAAUGUGUGUUGAGUGCUGAGUGACUGAUGUGAGAAAGAAAGACAAUGAGUGUAUGUGUGUGUUUAAAUGCGUGAACUAACUCUGACUGUGUGCCUGUAUAUAGUAUUUUUCUUGCUUCACACAGCUAUAAAGAAGCAAUGUUAGCUUUCUGUCUCAUGCAAGAUUUCAUGCAAAAACCAUGUCGUGUCAGAUUAACUUUAAAUACAAGCUGCUUCCUUGGAGUAAGUACAUUCUGGACUCAGUUGCCAGGUCCUGCCCUGAUAGGUCAUUUUGUGGUUUGGUAUGUUGAAGAAUUGCUUAAUUCAAAACCACCAAAGGAAAUUCAUCCAAGUCGAACCCACAAAGCAGAGAACGUUCCCACGAUAUUGUGACAAGUUCUAAACAUUUUAGGGAUGUUUAUCAUUUGAAAUAAUGUUCCUGUAAGGUUAAAAGUGAAGUAAGACAGAAUGUUUUAACAUUUGGAGGAUACUUGUCAGAUUAUGUUCCAUGAUAACAAUAGAAGAGCGUUCUCAAACCAAUGUUAAAAAAUAUUUUCAAGGUGCUUACGAGGUUUGAGAAGACAGAAUGUAAAAUGUAAUGUUAUGUAUUAACAAAGGUGCAACAUUUGCCUGCAAUCUUUUGCAUAGGAUUUGAGGACAUUGCUGUUUAGAACACUCCUACUAUGUUACAGCAACAUUCUAGGAACUAAAAGACAACUUUCUGCUGAAAAUAAUAUUAGAAUUUUGCAGAACUUUACACAAAAAUAUUCUAGCUUGGAAAUGACCACGUCCAUGUUACUUCUACUCAUUAUAUUCUGUGAUAUUUUAAUAGUUAUACUAUAUUUAAUGUAUAUAAUAAUAACAUAAUUACUUUGGAUGUGGGCUUUCUGGACAUAAAUGUGAAAAGUUGCUUCUGAUUUGACAUCCCUUUAUGAGGUGAACCAUCCACAGCAGGGCAGAACACGAUACCACCAGUCUGGUAUCGUCUUUAAGCUUGGUGCAGGAACAAAACUACUAAGAAACAAGCACUGAUCCGAUGGUGCUAUAUAUUCAGUAUAAGGGCCAGAGCCAUUGACAUAUGUUACUGUUUAUUAUAUGCAACAUUUAAGAGGAGAUGCUGUGAGCACUAUGUCUUACAUUAAACUUUUUUUAUCACUCAAGCAAUGCUUAAAGGGCUGUUGUAGGAAGUCUUACAUGAAAAAUGAAAUGGAAAGCGGGUUGUUAGUAGAUGGCCAUAGACUGUUAAAAAAGAGAAAAAAAAACACACUUAUCAAUGCAGCUUUGUCAUUGAUUGAACAUUAACAGAGACCAAAUAUUUAUUCAGUGACACAUGCACAUUAAGUCGUGUAUAAACCUCAAAAGUCGUGACUUUUUUUCACCUCUUGUUCAGAAAACAAGGUAGUACAUCAGCUGACACCUCAGCAAAACAGUUCAUCACAACAGAGAAACUAAACUGCAGUAUUUUCAUACCAACACCUGUCCUAGGUAGGAAUGAAAAGCUACUAAAUGGUGAAAAAAAAAAAAAUAGGUGAAAGAUAAAAAGGGAACGUGGCAAGGUGGCAAAAAGAAAGUUUUUGAUUGUCCAUUUUUAUAUAUAUUUGAGCCACUUUAUUACCAGAUGUGUCUUUUAAAUGUAAUUGUUUUAUUUUUAUAUUAUGUAUAAUCUUACUAAAUGCUUUGUAAUGCAAUGUACAGUAGGCAGUAGCUACUGAAUGAAGGCUGUUCUGUAAACUGAUAGAAACAGUAUUAAACUUCUUUUUUUUUUCAAGGAUUCAGGCAGUAUUUCUCAUAUAUGUAACAAUUUGUUUUCAAGUAUUUUAUACACAGCAUGCAACACAUCUUGUAUGAUUUUUUUUUCUACAAUGUGGAUAAAAUCUUGAGCAAAUGAUGCAUUGCUCUCCUAGUUUGAUGUCCUCUCCUUAUCUGCUGGUCUCGGAUGUAGAAAAUCUGUAAGGUCCAUCAUGCAGUGAUAGAAAACAAAAGCCGCUGUCAUUGUGUUACACGAGUUGGGAAGCUAUUGCGAUCGGCCCACCAGUUCUCCCCAGUUCAAUCUUUUAUAGUUUUACUCAGGUUGAUGUAUGAUGUGUCAGCAGAGCCACUGAGCCAAAACAGAGCCAAACCUUUGAGUCAAAAUCCCAGCGACCAGCAUGUGCUUUCAAUCUGGACACUCCCAGCACCCCACAGACUUUCUUCGCAAUUUCACUCAACUGCUGCCAUGCCGCAAAAAAUUGGCUUGUUUCCCCCCCUAAAAUUGUAACAGGAGUUACAGGAGUGGUUGUGGACAUUGUUAUGGUCUUUGUUUUGUUUAAUUUUGCAUGGUUUAUUUACAGACUGACUGAUUAUUGGUGAUUAUCUUAUCAGUUUGGCAGCCAGUGGUGCAAUAAUGUAAUUCCUUCUUCCAUUUAUGCAAUAGAAAUAGCCAAUAAGAACAUUGGUGGAUAAGCUGAAAGUCUUUCAUUUUCCAAACAGACUGAUAUGCAAAGAGGAAAUGUCAGAUUUAAUUCAUUGUAUAAGUACAUUGCAAAACCACCAUCCUUUCUGUAUUAACUAUAGAGUUACAUCUAGUAAAAUUCAAUCUUUCUCAUGUAUAACCUGAUAAAUAUCCCAAUAACAACUAAAAGAGAUUGCAUUAUCUGUGUAGAACUAUAUUAACCUAAUGAGAAAUGUGUUUACCAAACGCUUAAUAACACGAGUUAAUAAGAUUCAUGCAAUGUAAAAAGUGAUUAGUUUUAUUAAAUAGAAUUUCAGUGCUGUUAAGCAGCUCCUGAGAUGCCACAGCCACUCUUAAGGAUUAUUUUUUGUGUGUAUUAUUUAGACCAAAUACACACUCAGGUUCACAUUUACUUGCUGUUAGUGUGUUGAUAUCUGAAGCAAAGUGUGCUUUACUUUGGACCCCAAUACAAUGUGAAAUGACUUCAUUAUUUCUUUUGAGGCAGCUUCUGACACAUAUUCUUCAUAUACGUAAGAUGUAUUACUCUCUGUAUUUUCACUGUUUGUAAACCAAGAGGCAGUAUUUUAGCUAUGAUAUCCAUGCCCGUUUUUCAAUAAAGUCAUAUGAAAUAAAGA
Messenger RNA from Acanthochromis polyacanthus (spiny chromis), 3724 nucleotides. RefSeq names its product chemokine (C-X-C motif) ligand 12b (stromal cell-derived factor 1) (gene cxcl12b). The record is from RefSeq and is a predicted model, not a curated record. Gene Ontology annotation, biological process: induction of positive chemotaxis; chemokine-mediated signaling pathway; defense response. Gene Ontology annotation, molecular function: chemoattractant activity; chemokine activity. The transcript is spliced from 4 exons. Gene Ontology annotation, cellular component: extracellular region. NCBI's taxonomy places the organism in Eukaryota, Metazoa, Chordata, Actinopteri, Pomacentridae. Bases 102 to 410 code for a protein of 102 amino acids.